This is a messenger RNA of Tigriopus californicus, 1344 nucleotides long. RefSeq names its product protein twist-like. Lineage: Eukaryota; Metazoa; Arthropoda; Copepoda; Harpacticoida; Harpacticidae. The transcript has a single exon. Gene Ontology annotation, biological process: regulation of transcription by RNA polymerase II; developmental process. Gene Ontology annotation, molecular function: DNA-binding transcription factor activity, RNA polymerase II-specific; RNA polymerase II transcription regulatory region sequence-specific DNA binding; protein dimerization activity. The record is from RefSeq and is a predicted model, not a curated record. Bases 337 to 948 code for a protein of 203 amino acids.
AUUCAAUUUCGCCGUUUCCGCCACUCACCCCAUUUUAAGGGAGGGCAUUCCUGUCCAGGAGAGCUCGCUUCUCGGGCUCGACAAGAAACGCGCUCGAGGAUUCGUUUGAGAACUGCCGAGAAUUUGUCGGGACUGCUCAUCGUGUCAGUACACCACUCACUGUUUUGGGCUAGUGGCAAUAAUUUUGGAAGAGUAACAUGAACGCCCCCGAGAGCCGACUCAAAUUUGAUGGCCCGAGACAAACUAAUGGAAGAAAGCUUCUUUUUCAGUUGCAACCGGUAGCUCUCAGAGGAAAGAGCUCAGUCACAACGAGAGCUGAACUUCCGAGCUAAUGACAUGGAGUCUCCCAAUUAUAGUUUCUCGCCCCCCUCAGUGAAUAGUGGGACCUUCGAUUCAGAUAUUCAAUCCGGGCCAGUGUUCCACAUGCUACGAGAGCAUCAAUCUGCGUUCUCCUCAGUGCUCCCAGGUAAUAACCAACUCAUGUUCGGAUCGAGUGAAACCGGCCAUUUGAUCACACUGGAACCGCUAACACCCACCAAAACCAAUAGCCCAGAUUCCAGUUCCAUCAAUGACGUCCGGUUAAGUGACCAUAAUUCAGAUCACUCCCUCUCGCCAUCAGCCAAGCGACGGAGGCGUGGUCGGAAAGCAAUCAGAAGCGGAGGUCUCAAUGAAGACGAACUGAAACAGCAACGUGAAACGGCCAACGAUCGGGAACGAUCUCGAACAAAGGCCUUGAAUAUUGCUUAUGCCAAGUUGCGCGACAUUAUUCCUACCCUUCCUUCCGACAAGUUGAGCAAAAUUGAGAUCCUCAAGUUGGCCGUGUCGUACUGUCGAUUUCUGUCCCGAGUGGCCAAUGACGAAUUCCAACCUCCACCGGAAGAUUGGGCAACGUUAAUCAAGCAAUUCCACUGGGACCGUUUCAAGCAAGAGGGCUCGGAAAGUCCUUGAACCUCAUCGUCGUCGAUGAUCUUGUCGUUCCGAUCUUGUCGUUCCGAUCUUCUAGACGAGGCACCACGUUGACCUGAGAAUAUUGUGCUAAUUAGCACUCUCAAUCAAAGCCUUGGCAUGAAAGGAUGCACAUUCAACGACAACAAAAAUACCUGUGAUUUCAAUCGGAGAUGAAUAAACUUCAUCCUCCCCGUUUCCAAACUUCAAUGGAUUGAUGCUUGGUUUUAUGUGCUCCAGCUAUCGUCACGUGCGAGGGCUUUCUAUUGCAUAGCAUUUUAAUAUUAGUUGUAGUCCAAUUCAACAUUCAUAUUUGUAUACAUUGAUCCACAAGCAUAUCAUAUGCUAGUUUUAAUAAAAUGUAGAAUUUUUCCCCUUUUGCAAGGGAAUAUAUGCCUA